GUGGGGGGCGGUGUUGAUCAUGUGACCUCGACAUCUUCCUGUUUACCACUUGCACCGUGAUCUAGUCCACUUCGAUUGCAACACUCUUUACUGCAGUACUUUACUGCCAGCGGGGAAUAACAAAGAUUGUUUUCGUGUGACGACGAAUAGCACCUAAACAAAUAUUUUAAGAUUAUUUUACUGCAGAUGCUGGAUUUUUUGGAAUGAAUACUUGACAUUGAAAAACGUGACAAGGCCCGGGAAUCCUCGGGGUUUCCUGAGUCGGUUGCCCAAGAAUGGUCGGAUUGAGCAGAAAGCCACUUCUUCCACCUUUAGUCUCAUAUAGUGUACCAGUUACCUUACAUUGUACUGUGGAUGUAGGUGGUUUGUUCGACGAAAACAAAACUUUAUGUCCUAACAGGUGGUAUGCUACAAAGUAGCAAGCCAUAAUUUUAACUAACGUUAGUCCUAAGAGCUAACGUUAAAGGAAGCAUAAUUUAGCUAGCCAACUCGCUAGCUUUCCUCGUAGAGCUCGCAAAGCAGUCCGCUCUCCACUUGCUUUCGAAGAAGCUGGUAUUAGCUAGCCUAAAGGCUAGUUAAUACAGUCAGGGUUUAAGGGUGACAUAUCGCCGUUGCCCUGAAUUCGAGACGUAUCCCUGGCUCCGGCCGCCUCAAGCGGGCAGUCAGGACGAAACUGGCCGGGAAGGGAUGGCCUGGUGGGUCUUCCCGGCCUCAAGGAGCAGCGGUGUUUGACGGAGGGAGCGUUCGACUAGAAGCAACGGCGGGUCGCGGCGCGAUGAUGGCCGCUUCCCCAUCGGUCGCUGGUUCCCUGAGUGCUUCGGGGAUCAGCGGCCGCAAAAGCGAGGAGAUUGCAGAUCUGAUAGAUUUGUUUGCGAAGAUGCAGUACAGAGCAAAGGAAGUCACUCCCAGGGUGGACAGGAUAGAGAAGCGUUGCCUGGAACUUUUUGGCAGAGACUACAAGUACAGUAUCAUCCACAAUACCAACGGUGAUGUUUGCGGCCACUAUCCACGGCAGAUAGUAUUUCUGGAGUACGAGUGCACGGAUCCUAAUAAAGAACGGUUUGAAAGCGCCGUACAGAUUAGUAAACUGCAGGAUCUGGUGAAUCGCAGUAAAAUGGCUCGUUGCAGAGGGAGGUUUGUGUGCCCAGUCAUCCUCUACAAUGGCAAGCACGUGUGUCGCUCGUCCACUCUAGCUGGCUGGGGGGAGUUAUACGGACGCACCGGCUACAACUACAUCUUCUCAGGUGGCACAGAUGACACGUGGGCAGAGUCCGAGGAAGUGCCCGAGGACGAGAGUGCUGGCAGCAACGGAGACUCUCAGCUCUUUGAUAAGGUGCGCGGCUCAGACAUCAAGCUACUGCGCUAUCUCUCAGUGCGCUACAUCUGCGACCUUAUGGUGGAGAACAAGAAGGUCAAGUUUGGCCUAAACGUCACCUCCUCGGAGAAGGUGGAUAAAGCCCAGCGCUAUGCAGACUUCACUCUGCUCUCUGUGCCUUACCCAGGUUGUGAGUUCUUCAAGGAGUACAAAGAUCGAGAUUACACGGCGGAGGGACUGGUGUUCAACUGGAACCAGGACUUUGUGGACGCUCCUUUGACAAUCCCUGCUCGCUUUACCAAGAAUCUGAAUAUUGAUUGGAGGGCAUAUCAGUCAUGGGAUCUGGUUGAACAGACUCAGAACUACCUGAAGCUGCUUAUUCAUAUCAUCAACAGUGAUGAUGAAAGUGGUUUGCUGGUGCACUGCAUAUCCGGCUGGGACAGGACGCCUCUCUUCGUGUCCCUCUUGCGCCUCUCCCUCUGGGCGGACGGUGCCAUUCACGCCACUCUGGAGCCAAGCGAAAUCCUGUACCUGACCAUUGCCUACGACUGGUUCCUCUUCGGUCACAUGCUGCCUGAUCGACUCUCCAAAGGGGAGGAGAUUUUCUUUUUUUGCUUCAAUUUUUUGAAGCACAUUGUCUCUGAGAAGUUCUCGGCCGUAAAAAAACAGAGAAGAAAAAACUCUCACUUCAAAGACACUGAUUUCACCAUGGAUGACCUCUGCCAACUCAAGUCCCGAGACCGGGGCAGCGUCACCAGCCUCAGUAGUGACUUCUCUCUGAUCACUGAGGACACCCCGGCAGCGGCGGCGGCAGCAGCAGCAGCGGCUGCAGGAUCCAGUCUGGCCAACGAGGCUAUGGACCACUUCUCCACCCCACCACAGCCCUGUAGUGGGAGGAAACCCAUGAUGUCGUCACCUCAGACGGUGAUCUGGAACCGCCCGCACCUGCAAGAGGAGAGGCUACCUCAUCCACUCUCGGAGGGCAAGUCCUCCAGCUCCUCCUCCUCCAACCAAUCAGAGCAGGGCUUCACUCGCAGCGGGAGCAGCCCAUUGGCUGUGCCAGGAAGAAGGUCUAUGGCGGAGUAUGCGCGCUCAGGCUCCUCCCUCUCCACUGACUACGGCAGCUGGCAGAUCGUGUCGGGCUGCGGUAGUAUCCACGACCAUGGCCCCCUCCAGGCCGAGUCGCCCUUGCCCUUCAGCUUCCAGGACGAGGGACCCAGCGGCCGCAUUGAAUAUGUGCCGGAGCGGCAGGCUCGUCUGGAGGCGGUGAGGGAGGUGUUCCUGGCAGCGUACAGCUCCACCGUGGGGCUCAAGUCCACGGCCCCCAGCCCGUCGGGCGCCAUCUCAGGGCUCCUGGAGCAGUUUGCCCGCGGGGUGGGACUCCGCGGCACCAACACCAUCAUCUGAUCGACAGAGACCCCCAACGGUUAACCCUCUCCAGUCUGGGCCUUUUAACAUAGCAACUCAAGCACCUCAAACCUCCACACCCCAAAAUCUCCCCUGAGACCCCCUGACCUCUGUGCACCCGCCACCCUCACACAAUACCUCUACUUAUCCCCCAGAGUAUAGUCCUCUAACUAAGUGUGUGUACAUGCAUACAGACCAACUGUAGCGGUCCUGUCCAGACCCCCCUUGUUGUCUUCUUCACUUCCACUGAGUCUCUCACACACACACAUCUCCCCCUCCUCCCCAACUGCUGGACAUGGUGUGUGCGUGUCAGACGGGGUGGAUUGACUCGAAGACUGUUUUGAAGGAGCGAGUACUCAAAUGCUGUUUUUGUCAUCAACUGUUGGAAGACAAAAGAGAAAUAAGUGCCAAACCAUAAACACCGGGGGGGGGGGGGCUGUAUUUCUUUUAUUAUUCUUUUGUUUUUAUAUUUUGAUUUUAUUUUUUUAUUUUUAAAUGUGGCAGUGCAGACCCUUUUUGUUUUGUUUUAAGUUGAGUCUGUUCCAGCUCUGUUUUUUCUUCUGUUUUCUUUUUCUCCAUGUUGCACAUUUUCUAGUUGAAGCACAGAGCUGGCAGGUGGGGUUUGUGGGUGGUGGGGUUGGAUCAUUGGGGCUUUUACAAUGUUACAUCCAGCCAGAGUAUCAAAAAGGGAAGCUCUUUUUUGUCUUAGCACUAUACUUCCAUAUAUUAAAAAAAAAAGAAUAGAACAAACUGCAUAGCAUUAACAUGAAGAAUGGGAUGAUGCUCUUACCUGAUAUCUUUGCCACAAUGCCUUCAGGUCUCCAAACGGUCCUGAUAAUUUGACAGUAACCUGUCACCAAGCUGCACAUAUAUAGCUGACAUUGAAGAUUUCGGUGUGAAUAUCAAAAUUUGUCAUCCCACUUUAUGAACUCCUUUACCCCUUAAUUUGCUUUGUGGUGCUCUAUAGUCUUUGGUUGGGGCCAAGGGUUUCAGCUGCCGUCUGUUUAAUAGUAAGGAUUUAGUGUAGAGAACACUGUUCAACAAGGGCAGCGUUUGAAAAUGUUUUCUUCCCUUCAGGAAAAACGGUUGAGAGUUUACGUGAGAACUUUGUAUUUCCUCUAGUAAGGGAUGAGCAAAUCUCAGAUGCUGCUAUUGAGACUGUAGACCAUGCCCUUAGGGUGGGGUGAAGCUGCAACUGAACUCUGCAGUUCCUACUUGACUUCAGCCUUCAAGCCAUUAGCUAUUUUGCUAGCCAAGCCCCUCGUCAUGCCGCUUGUUGUUUCUUAAAGACACAGCACCUCAUGAUCACCUCUGUCUCUGUGUGUAUGUUAGUGCUGCUAAUGUACCACACAUGCAUUAUGCAUUACAAAAACAAACAAAAAAAAACAUGCAGUUUCAGUGAUCACGCAGAUGAACUAAUUCACCUUUCAGGUUUAGUUCGCAUGGCCAUGUCAGAUUAUUUUCUAAAGCCGUUCUGUGUUACUUUUCUGCUGAUGCCUUCAUAUUGAUAGUUCUGUUUCUGUUUGAAAUAAAAGAAUGUCCAGAGCAAGUGCUUGCCUUGCAUAUUAUGGACAGAGAGCCAUUUAAGAUCGGUCUUCUUGGCAGUUGAAGUACACCGGUUGCCUUGACAACGGGUUUGUUCUAGUUGGCCUAUUUCUAUUACUGAAACCAUUUCCAGCAGGACACUACAGGUGGUGAUCAGGUCCCUCAGCUAUAAGCGUCCAUUUGUAUUUUUCACACCAUAGCACUGAACCCCAGUCACUUUGGUCAUACAAGGCACCAAUGCUGUUUUUUUGUGAUGGAAGAGGCAUACAUGAUGGUUGUGAGUUUUUUUUGCUACUUUCAGAAGUGUAAUGGAUGACUGAAGGACAGCAAGUAGGUUAGAUCAGUCAUCUUUAUUAUUUCUGAUACUAUAAUGCCAAACUGUUUCUAACAGCUUCUGUACCUCAGGAUAAUUUGUUGUGCCUUUUCCUUUAGUGACGCUAACUGUUCUUAGUAAGGACAGACGGCAACUGCUUUUCUACUACAUCUGGCAGUUCUUACAGUUUGCCACAGUCCAGACAUGUUGCUUACCUACAAACACACAGACCUCCGUUUUGUCCCACAUGAUCAUGGUUCUCUUUUUACUUUAACCAAAUCUCUUCUUGCAGUUCAAUUAAUACUGAUAAGAAGAAAGAAAGGUUAAGGACCUCAGUCACCAGGGUGAUCCUGAAAGGUGCGUGUGUGCGUGCGUGGGCUUGGUUGUGUCUUUGAGAGACUUCCUGUAGUCUGCAUUUGUUAUCUUUGAUUUGUCUACUUUCACCCACGAACAUUUUUGUUUUUGUUCCUACCCAGAAUGAAGAAUCUGGAAAUAAAUGUCUCUUAUUAGCAGUUCGUAACACUGCAUACAACUGAUUGGCAUAUUAUCUGAAAUGAUAAGAACGUUAAACUUCCAAGAUGCCCCUGUAGUUAACUGUAAGGUUUUGAACAUUCACCCUCCAUUUGAUCCACUUAUCACUGAUAUGUCAAUCAAGGCAAUUCAUUGUCUAACUUAAGCUCAGGAUGAAAUUAAAAUGCCAAGUGUUAUAUCCUUUUUGUUCUAAUCUUUUCGCAUUUUGCACCGCUUAAUUGUUAUUUAUUCAGAAUAUACCUUUUCAAUCCUCAUUUUGGUUCAUUUACGUGAGUUGGCAUAUCCAAGAUCUCUCCAAAUCUUCAGUAUCCGAAAGCCCAUUUAAAUCUAGCUGAGAUUGUUUCUUUUGUGGUGGAAAGGGGAAAAGGAAUGAGCUCUGUUGGUGGUUGACACUGACACGGUAAAGGAAGUGAAUGGGCUCCUUUGAAUUACCGGGACUGUGGUUGAAGGACUUCAUGUUACUUAUAUCAGUUUUGCAUGUGCUUCUCGCAUUACUUGUCACAACCUUAGCAAUUUGACAAAGCUGCAGUUAAUUCUUAGAUGGAUGUGUCCCCCGUUACCUUUUAAUCUUUUAUUUUGUUUGUUUCACUGAAAUGCUGCAUUGCACUCAUUGUCCUUACAAAACUAUUUUUUAAGUUUUUUUUUUUCCUUUCUUUGUAUAGGUGAUUUUAAUUUUAUCAAUUCUUUAUUUUAAUAUUUUCUUUGAAUUGUUGCAAGAGAUGUGUAGGCUACAGCAAAGAGUAUGUGAUUUUUUUUUUUCAGGUGGACGUUCUCAAUAAAAGAGACACAAAUCAAA
Messenger RNA from Clupea harengus (Atlantic herring), 5907 nucleotides. RefSeq names its product myotubularin related protein 14 (gene mtmr14). NCBI's taxonomy places the organism in Eukaryota, Metazoa, Chordata, Actinopteri, Clupeiformes, Clupeidae. The record is from RefSeq and is a predicted model, not a curated record. Gene Ontology annotation, biological process: dephosphorylation. Gene Ontology annotation, molecular function: phosphatidylinositol-3-phosphate phosphatase activity.